Messenger RNA from Balaenoptera musculus (blue whale), 1886 nucleotides. It is a transcript of the gene GPR25, whose product is annotated as G protein-coupled receptor 25. Gene Ontology annotation, biological process: immune response; G protein-coupled receptor signaling pathway. Gene Ontology annotation, cellular component: membrane. The record is from RefSeq and is a predicted model, not a curated record. The transcript has a single exon. Lineage: Eukaryota; Metazoa; Chordata; Mammalia; Artiodactyla; Balaenopteridae. The coding region runs from base 52 to 1173 and encodes 373 amino acids. Gene Ontology annotation, molecular function: G protein-coupled receptor activity.
UGAAGAGCCACCCUCCCUCUCGACGCCGCGUCCUCCCGGGCCUCGCCGGCCAUGCGCCCCACCGAGCCCUGGAGCCCCAGCCCGGGGACGGCGUCCUGGGACUACUCAGGGUCGGGCGCCCCAGAGGAGCUGGAGCUGGAGCAGGAGCUGUGCGAGGCCCGGGACCUGCCCUACGGCUACGCUUACAUCCCCGCGCUCUACCUGGCGGCCUUCGCCAUAGGCCUGCCGGGCAACGCCUUCGUGCUGUGGCUGCUGGUCGGGCGGCGCGGCCCACGGCGGCUCGUGGACACCUUCGUGCAGCACCUGGCGGCCGCCGACCUGGGCUUCGUGCUCACGCUGCCGCUGUGGGCCGCGGCGGCGGCGCGGGGCGGCGUCUGGCCCUUCGGCGAGGGCCUGUGCAAGCUCAGCAGCUUCGCCAUGGCCGGCACGCGCUGCGCGGGCGCCCUGCUGCUCGCCGGCCUCAGCGUGGACCGCUACCUGGCCGUGGGCCGCCCGCUGGCCGCGCGCGCCCGCCGCACCCGGCGCUGCGCGCUGGCCGCGUGCGGGGGCGUGUGGGCCGCGGCGCUGGCGGCCGGCCUGCCCUCGCUGGCCUUCCGCCGCCUGCGGCCGCUCCCCGGGGGCCGCGGCAGCCAGUGCGCCGAGGAGCCGUCCGACGCCUUCCAGGGCCUGAGCCUGCUGCUGCUGCUGCUGACGCUGGCGCUGCCCCUGGCCGUCACCGUCGUCUGCUACUGCCGCGUGUCGCGCCGCCUGCGCGGGCCGGCGCACCUGGGCCGCGCCCGGAGCCGCUCGCUGCGCAUCAUCUUCGCCGUCGAGGGCGCCUUCGUGGGCUCCUGGCUGCCCUUCUGCGCGCUGCGCGCCGUCUUCCACCUGGCGAGCCUGCGCGCGCUGCCGCUGCCCUGCCGCCUGCUGCUGGCGCUGCGCUGGGGCCUCUCGGUCGCCACCUGCCUGGCCUUCGUCAACAGCUGCGCCAACCCGCUCAUCUACCUGCUGCUCGACCGCUCGUUCCGCGCGCAGCUGCGGCGGCGCGGGGCCUGCUGGCGCGCGGAGCGCGCGGCGCGCGGAGGCAGCUCGGCGUCCUCGCUCUCCCAGGACUACGGCUCCCCGUUCCGGAGCCCGGCCCGCACUGCGGGCCGAGCCCAGACGACGAACGCCUCCUCGGCCGUGGGCCCAUAGCUGGCCGGCCCGGAGGAGCGCGCGGCAGCGGCGCGCGGAGGGGGGAGGGAGGCAUAGCGAGGCGGGCCGCCCCCAACCCCCUACCUGCCUUCCCCGGCCCUGCCUUCCCGAGCGCGGAGAGCGGCUUCGCCGGCACCGCCUAGACCCCCCGGGUCUCCUUCACCAGCUUUCCCAGAACCUCAGCGUUUCGAACUCCCCCCACGCCAGGCCGCUGAGACCAGCUCUUCUCCCGCUCGGCCCCGUGGGCACCUGGGCUCUUUGUCUGCAGCCCAAGAAAGGUCCUGCGAGAUGGAGCCGACAGCAGCCCGGACACCGCAGGGUCUGCCAAGUAGGGGAAGGGGAAGUGGGCCUCCCUGCUCUGCCCCGUGGGUAGGAGCACAGGCCAGAGCCCCCCAAAAGCCACUCUUGUCUUGGGCUCUGUUACCUUUGGUCCCUACAAUCGCCAUUGCCUUCUGAGAAAUACCUCCUCCAAGCCAGACCCUCUGGCCCCUCACUUUCCAAAAAAAUCCUACAGACUAUGAAACCGACAGCCCUUUAUACUCAGCGGUCUUGGUGGCAGAGUUUGCUGAAUCAUUAGUCACCGUCAGUUCAGAUCUUCAUUUUCAAAGCUCGCCAAAGCGUGGGAACCAGCCCUGCUGUCGGGUCACCCAGCCAUUCCUCCUGACAGUUUCCCCAGAAGCCCGGGCCUGCCCCGGUUCUGUAUCUUCUCCCCA